This is a messenger RNA of Caenorhabditis elegans, 312 nucleotides long. The record is from the annotation of a RefSeq genome assembly. Lineage: Eukaryota; Metazoa; Nematoda; Chromadorea; Rhabditida; Rhabditidae.
AUGAAACAAUUUUACAAAAAUGUAAAAAUCGUUUUUUUUUUUCUGUUUUCGUGUUUAUUGUAAUACAACUUAAGGUUUACUUUCACAUAAACCCUUUUUCGAAAAAAAAAACGAGAUUCUACUCUAUGUAAGUUCAAAAUUAUAUUAGAGAAAGAUUUAAUGAUUUUUUACAGUACCGUCUUUCUUUUUAGUAUCACCGAAGUAAAAAUUCAAUUGUUUUCUUUUAUUGUAACACUGCAGCUGUUUCAUGUUUUGAUAUUUCUGAUCGCCAUUCAUUUCACCUGUUGGUUGAUCCCAUACGCGAGUACGUGA